AUGGGCCACCAUGGGUCAUGGCUGCACACUUCCCUCCUCUGGGUGGCUGUGGCUAGCCUGCUCCUCCCCCCAGCCAUGACCCAGCAGCUGACAGGGGCUGGACUGGGUCCCAGCAACUGGAACAAUGCAGGAGUCGCUGGGUCAGCUGAGGCUGGUCACCAUGUCCACGGGCAUGGAGUCCAUCGAGAUGGGAAUCAGGAUGUUUCCAUAGAGGACAAGCAUCAUUUCCACAGCCAAGGAGAUGAGGAUGAAGAUAUCUCUAGUGAAUAUGGGCACCAAAUCCACAGCCACAGGUAUCAAGGCCACGAGGUCAGGGAUGAGAAUAUCUCGGAUGAGGACAUCUUCACAGAACAUGUUCAGCAGGUCCGUGGGGACAGAGGCCAUGAGGAUGCGGAUGAUUCUGCUGAGCAUAGGUACCACGUGCCCAGUCAUCAACGUGAGGAUGAAGAUGAGGUUGCCUUCAGUGAGCACCUCUCUCAGGUUCUCAGGCAUGGUCAUCAUGGAGAAGAAGAUGAUGAUGAAGAAGAUGAUAAUGUCUCCAAUGAAUCUGGACACCAGGCCCACAGGCACCAAGGCCACAGGAAUGAAGAGGAAGAAGAUGCCUCAGAUGAACACCACCACCAAGAUUCUAGUCAUAGGCAUGGAGAGGAUGAUGAUGAUGUCUCCAUGGAUAAUGAGUGCCAGGUCCAUGGACACCAAAGUGAGAGCAAUGAAGAUGAUGAAGAUGUCUCAGAUGAACACCGUCACCUUGUUGCCAGUCAUAAACACCAAGACCACAGAGGAGAAGAAGAUGAUGAUGAUGAGUAUGGGUACCAGGAGCACAGACACCAAGGUCAUAGGAAUGAAAAUGAUGAGGAUAUCUCAGAUGAAGAUCACCCUCAAAUUGCCAUCCAUAAGCACCCAGGCAAUGGAGAAGAUAGUGAUGAGUAUGAACACAUAGCCCAUAGGCACAGAAGUCACAGAAAUGAAGAUGAUGAGGAUGUCUUAGAUGAGCAGUAUCACGUUGCCAGCUACAAGCACCAAGGACACAGAGAUAAGGAAGAUGAGGAUGUGUCCACUGAACACUGGCAUCAGGCUACCAGACAUGAUCCCCAUGGAGAUGAAGAGGAAAAGGGGAUUGAAGUCAAGUUCGGCCACUAUGUUCCAAGCCAUCAAACUCAAGGUCACAAGAAUGAAGAGGAGGAAGACUUCCCAGAUGAGCAUAAAAAAGCAGUCCUUGGUCAUCCCUACCACAUAGUCCCCAGGGAGGAAGAUGAAGCCAUCUCUGCCAAGCUUGAUCAUCAGGCUCCCAGCCACAGCCAACAAGACUAUGGAGAUGAAGGGACUGAUCAUGGCUACAGCAGGUCUAUCAAAGAGGAGCUUAGCCACCAGACCCCAGAACACACAGGGGUCAAGGAUACAAGCCACUUAACAAAGAGAGAUUCUGAAGAGGACGAAGACAAGGAAGAAGACCAUGGCUCCCACAAAGAAGAUGAUGAAGGUUCAGAGCAGGAAGAGGAAGGUGCUCCACAUGGCAGCCUGGAUCAGGAGGAUGAGGAGGAAGGCCAUGGCCUCAGCCUAAGCCAGGAGGAAGAGGAAGAAGAGGCAGUGGAAGCUGAUGAGGAAGAAAGGAGGGAGAAGAAAGCUGAGGUUCAGGCUCCACUGGGCCAAGACGACCAGCAAGAGGAUGAGGAGGGGCUGGAGGAAGAUGAGCUUCCCUUCACCAUCAUUCCCAACCCACUGGCCAGUAGGGAGAUGACUGGAGGUGCUUCCAGUGAAGAGGAGAGUGGUGAGGACACAGGUCCACAAGAUGCCCAGGAGUAUGGGAACUAUCAGCCAGGAUCUCUAUGUGGCUACUGCUCCUUCUGCAAGCGAUGCACUGAGUGUGAGAAAUGUCACUGCGAUGAGGAGAACAUGGAUGAGCACUGUGACCAGUGUCAGCACUGCCAGUUUUGCUACCUCUGCCCUCUGGUCUGCGAAACUGUCUGCACUCCAGGAAGUUACGUGGACUAUUUCUCCUCGUCCUUGUACCAAGCCCUGGCGGACAUGCUGGAAACUCCGGAACACUGA
Chrysochloris asiatica (Cape golden mole) is the source of this 2049-nucleotide messenger RNA. It is a transcript of the gene HRC, whose product is annotated as histidine rich calcium binding protein. The record is from RefSeq and is a predicted model, not a curated record. Bases 1 to 2049 code for a protein of 682 amino acids. Gene Ontology annotation, molecular function: calcium ion binding. The transcript is spliced from 6 exons. Lineage: Eukaryota; Metazoa; Chordata; Mammalia; Afrosoricida; Chrysochloridae.